UUAUUGUAGUCAAAAAAACUCAAACCCUACAUUUUACUCCCUUGUGUUCUCCGUCUUUUCACUUUCUACUGGAGAGUGGAGACAAAAGCCUCCAUUUUACUCCCUGAUUCCACCUUCAACGUGAAUCUAGCAAGGUUACUUUGUUGGUGUUCAGCCUUUAUCUAAGAUUCUAAGGUACUAUGGAAGCUACUAUGGAUCCAAAAUCAAUGAACAUUGAAGGGGCAGACCCAGAGGUUGAAAUUCUCUCUAAGCCUAAUAGAGAGAAAGGAAAGAAACUUUGUCAUACAUACAAGCCUGCAAGUUCGACCCAAUCAAAUGGUGGGCAAUCCAUCUCUAACCUUAAUUCUGGUGGUUUGAAUGUUGUUGCUGGAGAUGGUUUUAUGGAGGAGUUUGAUUCUUUUUCUGGAGGGGAGUUUACCGGUAUUCCAAAAUCAGAACUUGCAUUAUACUUGGAGGAGCCUAGAGUUCCUCGUGCGAACAAUUUGGAUAUCAUUGACUAUUGGAGAUCUUGUCAGUUGCGCUUCCCUGUCCUUUCUGUUAUGGCUAGAGACCUAUUAUCUAUUCCGAUUUCUACAGUAGCAUCUGAAUCUGCCUUCAGUGUUGGCGGAAAAAUCUUGGACCCUGUUAGAAGCUCUUUGAAGUCAUCUGUUGUGGAAUCAUUAAUAUGUCUAAGAGAUUGGACUUAUGGACAUCAAGCUGAAACGGUUCCAGAACUUGAGGAAUUAUGUGACAACGUAAUGAGCUUGAAGUUGGAUGUUGAUAUAUAUUUCUCCUCCCACUACUACUCCAAGUCCUCUUUCUGCCAGUGGAAGUGAAACCACUGCCUGCUCAGCCCCCGAAAUGUCUAUCAAUAUUGAUUAGGUCUCUGUUAUUUGCAUGAGGAACAAGAAGUGGCUGAUCGUUCGUUGAAGGAUCUUCUAGGAGUCAAUAUUAAUAUUUUGUCUAAAUCCUCAUCUUUUGCCAAAACUUUUAAACAAUUACAUUAUGUGGUUUGUAAUAUUUUGGAGCCCGUGUUUUGAGGCUGUAACUUAUUUGGGCUAGCUUGAACUUUAUAUAGCCAAAUACAUGUUGAUUGUAUUUGUGGUACUAACUUUUAUGAGCAGCGUUGCUUAUGGCCUCAUGGAUUUAAGUAAUAUUGGAAAUUUAUUAGGGUCAUUGUUUGCUUUAAA
Spinacia oleracea (spinach) is the source of this 1169-nucleotide messenger RNA. Its product is annotated as zinc finger BED domain-containing protein RICESLEEPER 2. Bases 180 to 815 code for a protein of 211 amino acids. The record is from RefSeq and is a predicted model, not a curated record. NCBI's taxonomy places the organism in Eukaryota, Viridiplantae, Streptophyta, Magnoliopsida, Caryophyllales, Amaranthaceae. The transcript has 7 exons. Gene Ontology annotation, molecular function: protein dimerization activity.